UUUGCACUCCAGCCUCCAGCUUCCCAGAGUAUGUUGUUUGCGCAGCUUGGAGGUAGAGGCUCUCUGCAGCAGUGGCUACGCGGGUUCUGUUAGGAGCGCACUAGUCUGGACCAGGACCCGCACAGAUACAUCUGGAUCCUACCUCUGCAGCUGCCCUUGCUGGCCACCGGAGGGGCUGUGGGGAGGAAAUCAACCUGCUAUUUGUCCAGUCAAAGCGCUGCACCCACACACAGGGCUCACAAACUUCAGCAUGCAGGAAGUUUGGGGAGAACUCGGCGAUUAGGACCGGCAGUGGCGGCCGCUGAUUAUCUCUAGUGGCGCGACUCUAGGGCAGGCAGCAGUGAGGUGCAGAAUUCUCUGGUGGGAAAGCCCAGGUUUUUCUUGGAGCAACGUGGACCCGGGGACGCUGAUCCCGAUGUACCGUCUAGUCCUCUUGUACACUAUAAUGUGCGCAAACUUUUGCAGCUAUCGGGAUGGCUUGGCAAUUCCUCAAAGUGGAUCUAUUAAAGCUUUGCGCUCUUCUAACCUCAGGAGAGAUGCCGGCAAUCACCUCACAGACUUAUAUCGAAAAGAAGAGAUAAUCCAGGUGAUGGGAAAUGGCAUCGUACAAAGUCCUCGAUUCCCUAACAGCUACCCCAGGAAUCUGCUACUUACAUGGAGGCUCCGCUCCCAGGAAAAAACCAGAAUACAGCUGGCUUUUGAUAAUCAGUUUGGAUUGGAGGAACCUGAAAAUGAUAUCUGCAGGUAUGACUUUGUGGAGGUUGAAGAUAUAUCUGAAACCAGUACUGUUAUAAGAGGCCGGUGGUGUGGACAAAAGGAAGUCCCUCCAAGGAUAACUUCAAGAACAAACCAAAUAAAGAUAACCUUCAAGUCUGAUGACUAUUUUGUGGCUAAACCAGGAUUCAAGAUUUAUUAUUCUCUUGUGGAUAAUUUCCAACCUCCAGCAGCCUCAGAGACCAACUGGGAGUCAGUCACAAGCUCCCUUUCAGGGGUAUCCUAUCACUCUCCAUCAGUGACCGAUCCCACGCUCACAGCAGAUGCUCUCGAUCAGACAGUAGCUGGAUUUGACACUGUGGAAGACCUGCUCAAGCACUUUAAUCCAGAAACCUGGCAGGAAGAUCUUGAAAAUCUAUAUAUGGAUACCCCUCAAUAUCGAGGCAGGUCUUACUAUGACAGGAAAUCCAAAGUGGACCUGGAUCGGCUGAAUGAUGAUGUCAAGCGCUACAGUUGCACUCCAAGGAACUACUCUGUCAAUCUGAGAGAAGAGCUCAGGCUGACCAAUGUCAUUUUCUUUCCACGGUGCCUUCUCGUCCAGCGCUGCGGUGGGAACUGCGGCUGCGGAUCGAACAACUGGAAAUCCUGCACAUGCACCUCGGGGAAAACUGUGAAAAAGUACCACGAGGUGCUGAAAAUUGAACCUAGUCAUUUCAAGAGAAAGGGAAAAACUAAGAACAUGGCUCUGAUUGAUAUUCAACUGGAUCAUCAUGAGCGCUGUGAUUGUAUAUGUAGUUCACGACCACCUCGAUAAAAAUCAAUGGACAUGCUCUUUUUAAGAGUCAAAGACCUUUUCAUUUUAAGGAGGGUGCUGUAAGAGAACCUUCUCCUAUAGACAUCAGAACUUUGCUACUAGCCUGCAUUGCAAUGAGUAAAACUGAUGGCUGAAUUUCAGCAUAGCUUUGCUAGUGCCACGGCAGCUAGAUAUGUGUAUUAUAGACUUCUGUAUCCAAAAAUUUAGGACUAAGUUUAGUAGUGCUAUCUGAGAUAAGGUCAACAUAAAUACACAUAAUAUAUCUGUGUCUAUCUAUCUACAUGUAAAUAGGUAGAUUGAAUGGUUUCUCCAAUUUAUAUAAGCAGCUAUAACUAGAUUCUACAUCUGGAUUUAUGUCUUAUUCUCAUGAAGCCCUUUGAAGAAGCCAGUGAAUUGUGAAAUAGCCAGUUUUGUCUAUUUGUGUAAAACAGUUUUGAAUCUUUAAGACAUCAAACUUUUGAAAAAAACAUGACUUUUCUUACAUAUACUUCAAAAUUAAGAAUAUAAACAUGAAAAAAAUGUGGUUAUAAGGAAAAGUUCAAAUGUUGAAUGGUUAAUUCUUUUAAGAUACAUUAGGCUUUCUAUAGGAUAAGCAGUAGUAAUCCAUCCCUCCAAUUGUACCAGAAUAUAUAGUUUGUAGAAAUAUAUAUUCCUACCAUUGGAAUAUCUAUUCAUUUGCAUUUUGCUGAGGCAUGUUAAUUUAUUUAGCAGCAUCUGUCUCUGAAAAAUGAUGUUCAGAAAGGGAUGUUUCUAAUGUUGCAAAUAAAAGAUGCACCUUAAGAACCUGAACUCUGAAGGAAAGCUACUCAUGCUUAUUCAGAGUAUAUGAAAGUGCUCUAAAUUCUUUUCUUAAAAAACCAAAAAUGCCUUUCCAGGAUAGCUUGUAAACUCUCAGUCAUUCUUCCAGAUGUUAUUUCCUAUAAGAUGUUGGCUGUUAAAAACCAGAAAAAAAGGGAGUUUUUGAGUGUUAACAUAACUGAAAAUGGGCUAGAACAUUUAAUGGCUGAGGAUCUAGGCUUAAUAGUAGGUUCAAGCUCUCUCUAACUGCAUCAAUUCAUUUUUAUGUGCACAGCUUUUGUGUUCUUGUCUCUUAGAUAUAUAGAAGUGGAUUUAUAACAAUAUUCUGGGCAUGGGCUGAAACUGGCAAGCUGUCACAAAAUAUUUAUAACUUUAAAGCUCUUGUGUUUUAAUAAUAGGAAACAUUUUGUAGUUGUUACAUCCCUAAUCUCAUACCUACCAACAUGAUGCAUUUCUCUUUUGGAAUCAAACAAAGUCAGGGACUUUCUAUAACUCUGUAACUUUAUUGAGGAAGUCCUAGGAGCAGUGAAGUAAAUAUUGUGUUAAUGCCAAUUCAGCUCUGCUCUUUCACAUGAAAAUCCAACUGUUUUUAUUUGUUUAUUAUUAUUAUUUAUAGUCAUUUUUUUUCCUUUCUGGCUCCCAAUUGUCUAUUUAAGAAGAGACUUACUAGAGAGGAGGAAAAUGAUUCACCAUUCUAUGAACCAGCCUCUUCAUAGAGCAGCACUGACAUCAAAUUGCCAAUGCUAAGCCUCUUUUUUAUUAUUAGUUUUCUUAAGGCUGCUUCGAGUGAGCUUCAUUUUUCUUCCUGUUUUAGAAGAUAACAGGACUGCCAGAUUUUUCUAUGGUGCUAGGUUCACAUUUGUUAACAGCAGAAGAAAAUGUUCAGCUAUUCCAAAUAGGUUGAGACAGGGAUCUGGUUAAAUCCAGAAGUAGAAAGAAUGUUGGGUAUUUUUUUUUGGGUUAGCAGAAAGUCAACACCUAAUUUUGAUGAUCUUUAAUAUUCCUUAAGUUUCCAUGUGUUUUUCGUUCUGGUUUUAUUUUUGUUUUUUUCUGUAAGAGAAAUGAGCUGAAACUUCCCAUUUGUCACUUCCUCAAUCUCAAAGCACAGAAAUGGUUUGGUAAGGGCAAUUUCAAGUGUUGAAAAAUCCCCAAAUUGAAAGUGGCGUGCAUAUUAAUAAGAGAGAACCAUAAACUUAGUCCAUUGUGGAUUGCCAUGAUCUUUUUGAAAACUAUUCCAAUUUUUUUGCAUAAUAUGAGUUGAAGACAAUACCCAACAUGACUAAAAAAUAAGAACAGUUGAGUUCUCUACUAAUUUUUGAUGCCGUAAAAACCCAAUAAAGGUUCCAGUAUAGGUCAUAUCCAAGUUUUUUGACAAUAGCCAAACAUUCAAGAAGACAUUCACUGUCUGGGGUAUUUUGAGAGUGUUUUUUUGGUUGUUCCUGGAUAUUUUAUUGAUAUUUUCCCCAGUUAUCUUUUUUUUUUCUAUUGCAUUCCUCUAAAAUAUUUGAUUAAACUUGUUUAUUGUCAUUAAAUGCAUAGAACACUGGAUUUGAAAUCAGGAAGGCCUGAGCUUGAAUCCUGCCUGAAUCAACAUCAUGAUAAAGUGAAGAUAUCCAGGAUGUCCCCAAAAUUUGUGUCACUUAUAAUAUUGAGAAUUUUGGGCCUUCUUAUAUUUAAAGUGCUUGGCAAAGAUUAAAGAAAAUAUAAAUCCUAGCUAUUAUAGGAAUGAAAAAUCCAACAUCAUAAAUUUCAUUCCCCCCAAAAGUUAAUAAAUCCAGAUUUUCAUAUGACUUAUUUAUAUGGGAUGUCAUUCUUUAUUCAAUGGAUGUUUGUAGGGCAGAACACUUUUCUAAGUGCAAUUUUUAUGUGUUAUAGCUACCCCCACCUUCAAACAAUAGCAUUUCAUUUUAUGUAUCAAAACCUAAUGUCUCAUCUUCCUGGAAAAUAAAUAUUGCUUUUGAAAGAAAA
Messenger RNA from Antechinus flavipes (yellow-footed antechinus), 4294 nucleotides. RefSeq names its product platelet derived growth factor D (gene PDGFD). NCBI's taxonomy places the organism in Eukaryota, Metazoa, Chordata, Mammalia, Dasyuromorphia, Dasyuridae. Gene Ontology annotation, cellular component: membrane. Gene Ontology annotation, molecular function: platelet-derived growth factor receptor binding; growth factor activity. The record is from RefSeq and is a predicted model, not a curated record. Bases 416 to 1528 code for a protein of 370 amino acids. Gene Ontology annotation, biological process: positive regulation of cell population proliferation; positive regulation of MAP kinase activity; positive regulation of protein autophosphorylation. The transcript is spliced from 7 exons.